This is a messenger RNA of Ficedula albicollis (Collared flycatcher), 4507 nucleotides long. It is a transcript of the gene ADGRA2, whose product is annotated as adhesion G protein-coupled receptor A2. Gene Ontology annotation, cellular component: plasma membrane; Wnt signalosome. Gene Ontology annotation, molecular function: G protein-coupled receptor activity; protein binding. NCBI's taxonomy places the organism in Eukaryota, Metazoa, Chordata, Aves, Passeriformes, Muscicapidae. Bases 153 to 3974 code for a protein of 1273 amino acids. Gene Ontology annotation, biological process: cell surface receptor signaling pathway; G protein-coupled receptor signaling pathway; sprouting angiogenesis. The transcript has 21 exons. The record is from RefSeq and is a predicted model, not a curated record.
AGCCACAAUGCCACGACCAUCAGCAGCUGCAGGUCCUUGGGGUGCCCCUUUGGUGCUGGGGUGGGGGUCACCUCCUGCACGUGUAGCUCCUUGCACCAAGGUGAUGCCCCAGGAGCCAGCACGGGGCACGUGGCAGUCAGUCCGUGUGGUCCAUGGCACGUAGAACAUGCAGAGCAUCCCCCACACGGCUUCUGCAUCCCAGCAUUGCAGUCCAUGCUCCCACCUGGCCAUCGAGCCUGUCCCCGGGGUUCUCCGUGGCCCCCGGCACAGUGGCACAGCCUUUGGGGGGUUCUGCCCGUCCUCAGUCCCCACCAGCUCCUGGGUCACCAGGGCAGGGCUGUGGGGCUGUGGCAGGCGAGGUAACGGGGCUGCCCCUCUCCCUCUGCUCUUUCCACAGGCUGCUGAGCAACAACAAGAUCACGGUGCUGGAGAACGGCUCUUUCUUCGGGCUGCGGGCUCUGGAGAAGCUGGACCUGAAGAACAACCUGAUCAGCACGGUCCAGCCGGGCGCCUUCCUCGGCCUCCCUGAGCUGAAGCGGCUGGACCUCUCCAACAACCGCAUCGGCUGCCUGAGUGCCAGCGUCUUCCAGGGGCUCCCCAACCUCCUCCGACUGAACAUGUCUGGAAACAUCUUCUCCAGCCUCCCGCCCAGUGUUUUUGACGAGCUCCCCUCCCUGAAAGUCGUGGACUUUGCCACCGAGUACCUGACGUGCGACUGCAACCUGCGCUGGGUGCUGGGCUGGGCCCGCGAGCGGCCGGCGCAGAUCGCGGAGCGGACGGCGUGCGCGUUCCCGCGGCAGCUGCGCGGGAUCGCCCUGGGCGGCGCGGGCUCACCUGUGUCCCCCACAGUGGGAGCCCCGGAGCUGCACACACACCACCUCAUCCCGUCGCUGCGCCAGGUGGUUUUCCAGGGCGACCGGCUGCCCUUCCAGUGCACGGCCACCUACCUGGACAACAGCACCCAGAUCCGGUGGUUCCACAACCGCGAGCCCGUGCAGGAGGAUGAGCAGACGGGCGUCAUCGUGGAGGAGAGUCUGAUCCAUGACUGCACCUUCAUCACCAGCGAGCUCAUCCUCUCCAACAUCCACGUCUCUGCCAACGGCGAGUGGGAAUGCGCCGUCUCCACCUCCCAGGGCAACGUCAGCAAGAAGGUGGAGAUCGUGGUGCUGGAGACCUCUGCAUCCUACUGCCCAGCCGAGCGGGUCACCAACAACCGCGGGGACUUCAGGUGGCCCCGCACCCUGGCAGGGAUCACGGCCUUCCAGCCCUGCCUGCAGGGGGGGGCGGGGGAGAAGCAGGCGUGGCGGCGCUGCGACCGCGCCGGGCGCUGGGAGGACGGCGACUACUCGCACUGCCUCUACACCAACGACAUCACCCGCGUGCUCUACACCUUCGUGCUGAUGCCCAUCAACGCCUCCAACGCCCUGACCCUGGCUCACCAGCUCCGCGUCUACACGGCCGAGGCAGCCAACUUCUCAGACAUGGUUGAUGUCCUCUAUGUGGCCCAGAUGAUAGAGAAGUUUAUAGGCUACGUGGACCAGAUCAAACAGCUGACAGAUGUGAUCGUGGAGAUGGCCAGCAACAUCAUGCUGGUGGACGACCACAUCCUGUGGAUGUCCCAGAAGGAGGAGAAGGCCUGCACCAGCAUCGUGCGCUCCCUGGAGAGGAUCGCAGCCCACACACUGGGCAGCAACUCCCAGCACAUGGCAGUGAACUCUCGCAACAUCGCCUUCGAGGCAUACGUGGUGAAGCCCGAGAGCUACGUGGGGCUGAGCUGCGUGGCGUUCCAGCGCUGGGAUGGGACCCCCCCGGCCGAGCGGGGGGCCGAGCCCACGCCCGACCAGCAGCUGGGUUGGGGGCUGGGGGUCGGCCCCUGCUCACCGGUGACCCUGCACCCGCAGAACAGCAUCGCCCUGGCCUCCAUCCAGUUGCCCCCCAGCCUGUUCGCCAGCCCCAGCCCCGCCCCAGCCACGCCCAGGGCUGACUGCAAGCUCCAGCUGCUGGUGUUCCGAAACGGGAAACUCUUCUGCAGCACCGGGAACUCCUCCCGCCUGGCCGACGACGGCAAGCGCCGCAGCGUGGCCACCCCAGUCAUCUACGCCGGGACCUAUGGCUGUGGAGUGGGGAACCUGUCAGAGCCGGUGGCCGUGUCCCUGCGACACCCCGGGGAGGGCACGGACCCCGUGGCUGCCUACUGGAACUUCGAGGUGCUGGGGGGCAUGGGGGGCUGGAGCGCCGAGGGGUGCCAGCUGGCUGCCCACGAGCCCAACGUCACCUCCCUGCACUGCCGGCACCUCGGCAACGUGGCCGUGCUCAUGGAGCUCAGUGGGUUCCCCAGUGAGGCACAAGGCGCUGUGGAGGUGCUGCACCCGGCCAUGUACACCUGCACGGCCGUGCUGCUGCUCUGCCUCUUCACCACCAUCAUCACCUACAUCGUCCACCACGGCACCAUCCUCAUCCCGCGGAAGGGCUGGCACAUGCUGCUUAACCUCUGCUUCCACAUCGCCAUGACGGCCGCCGUGUUCGCGGGAGGCAUCACCCUCACCGGCUACCGGGCCGUGUGCCAGGCCGUCGGCAUCAUCUUGCACUACUCGUCCCUCUCCACGCUGCUCUGGAUGGCGGUGAAAGCACGAGUGCUCUACAAGGAGGUGACCUGGAAGGCGCCACAGCAGCCGGACAGGGACACGUCCCAGGCAGCCCCCAGACCCAUGCUGCGGUUCUACCUGAUCGCCGGCGGGAUCCCCCUCAUCAUCUGUGGGAUCACAGCAGCUGUCAACAUCCAAAACUACCACGACAACAACCCCUACUGCUGGCUGGUGUGGCGGCCCAGCCUGGGCGCUUUCUACGUCCCCGUGGCUUUCAUCCUGCUCGUCACCUGGAUUUAUUUCCUCUGUGCCGGGCUCAGCCUCCAGUGCCGACCCUCGCAGCAGAAAUCCAUCCCGGAGCCGCUGGAGCCGCCGCCACGGCUGGGGGGGACCAGUGACCUCCUGACGGACUCCGGCUCCAUCUCGGUGACGCUGAACUCGGGGCCGCCGUGCCCCGACGGGGACGGUGUCUACUCCCUGCGGGUGCAGUUCUGGGCGCUGGUGGCCACCCACGCCCUGUACGUGGCCCUGUGGACGUUCGGCGCCAUGGCCGUGUCCCAGCGCUGGUACCUGAACAUCGUCUUCAGCUGCCUCUACAGCGUCACCGCCGUGGCGCUGGGGCUCUUCAUCUUCGCCCACCACUGCCUGCGGCGCCGGGACGUGCUCAGCUCCUGGUUCUCCUGCUGCCCGUCGUACCGGAACGCGCUGCCCAUGCAGGCCUACGUGCACCCCGGGCUGGGGCCAGAGGACGGCUCGCAGGUUUUCAUCGGCUGCGAGCCAGAGGCCGCUCGCUCCGGCGCCUCCUCCUCCUCCUCGCCCAGCAGCGCCGGCUCUGCCGGGGGCCGCUGCAAGCUCACCAACCUGCAGCUAGCCCAGAGCCAGGUGGAGACGCGGCCGGCGCCCUGCCCGGAGCCGGACACUGCCGACGGGAAACCCGUCAGGCACAGCAGCAGCACCAGCAACCUGCACGGCCGCAGGAGCCACCGCGGCAGAACUAAGCCGUGCCGCGACGGGAAGCACCACCGCUUGAAAAUGCUGCGGGGCCCCUCGGAGCAGCCGUCCAGCGAGAGCGGGAGCCUGCACAACAGCCACUCCGAGAGCUUCCCCAGCGGCAGGACCAGCCCGGCCAGCGGCGGCCGCGCGGCGCCGCGGGAUGGGGACGCGGUGCCCAGCCCCUCGGAGGGCAGCGACGGCGGCCGGAGGGGGCCCGACCUGGCCGAGGGGCCGGGCGGCAGCGCCGAGAGGGAGGCGAAGCGCCGCUCCUACCCGCUCAACGUGGGCAGCCACAACGGCGCCCUCAAGGGCAGCAAGUACGACAUCAACCUGGCCAGCGCCGACAGCGUGGCCGGCAUGAAGACCGGCCUGUGGAAGAGCGAGACCACCGUGUGAAGGUGGGCGAGGACCAAGGGCCGCAGCGUUUACCUGCGGAGCUGCUCGGGGCAGGGCGGGGGCAGCGCUGCGGGCAUCACCAGUGCACUAGCGGGGAUGGGCGGCACGGCCGGGGGCUCCGGCUGCCCCGGGCACAGCACGAUCCGCGAUCCCGGGCACGCCCGUCUCCCUGAGGAGGCUCCGAGCAUCCCGCCGCAGCGCCGGGAUCGCAGCCGUGCUUUAAUCACUCCUGCAUGUCACUUGAGAUUGAUCCUAAAUGCUAUUUUAUAUUAUACAGAGGAAACGUCUAUUUUUCAAAGCUAUAUUAUUGAAUGUAUAUAUGUAUAGACAGAGCCGUAGGUGACACGAGGGCCCCGCUCCUGCCUGCUCGUGCCACGACUGCAAUGUCCCCACUGAGGGACCACUCCAAGUGCCCUUCACGUCCAGGAACCGCGGCCCCGGGCUGAGCACUCUGCCUCUGGAGAGCAGCUGCUCCUUCUGGAACAUUCAGACUGAGCACUCUGCCUCUGGAGAGCAGCUGCUCCCUCUGGAAC